This is a messenger RNA of Cucurbita maxima (winter squash), 1400 nucleotides long. RefSeq names its product trihelix transcription factor ASR3-like. The transcript is spliced from 4 exons. Lineage: Eukaryota; Viridiplantae; Streptophyta; Magnoliopsida; Cucurbitales; Cucurbitaceae. The record is from RefSeq and is a predicted model, not a curated record. Bases 72 to 1304 code for a protein of 410 amino acids.
GUAAAGAAAAAGUUUUCGCCUCUUCUCUUUCUAUUUCUCUAUCCAUUGAGAGUCUCUGAGAUGCCAAAGCCAUGUCGGAUCCUCCGACAACAUCAUCGGAGCCACCGCAUCAGCAGCAGCACCACCCCCACCCCACCCACCACCACCACCACCCCCACCACCACCAACAACAACAACAACAACAACUCCUACAUUUGCCGCUAAUCCAUGGCGGCGCCGCCCGAAUCAACACAGCAGCAGCAACCUCCUCCUCCACAGUAAUAGUCCGAGAGUACCGCAAAGGAAACUGGACUCUCCAAGAGACAAUGAUUCUAAUAACCGCCAAAAAGCUAGACGACGAGCGGCGGAACAAGGUAACCUUAGCUCCUCCGGCGGAUCCAACAGCCAGAAAGGGCGGUGAACUACGGUGGAAAUGGGUUGAAAACUACUGCUGGAGCCACGGAUGUCACCGCAGCCAAAAUCAGUGCAACGACAAGUGGGAUAACCUCCUCCGCGACUACAAAAAAGUCCGCGAGUACGAAUCCCGCGCGUGUGACCAACAAUCCCAAAUUCCCUCUUACUGGAAAAUGGAGAAACACGAGCGUAAGGACAACAAUCUUCCUUCCAAUAUGGCGUUUGAGGUUUAUCAAGCCUUAAACGACGUCGUCCAGAGGAAGUUCUCGCAAAGACCUGUUAUUUCCCAUACUACCCCUACUCCCCUUGUUGCUCUUCCACCUGCUCCGCCUCCUUCCUCCGCCAUCCCCGCCCUUCCCCCGCCACCACCCACGACGGCGACCAAUUCCUCCCCGGCGGUUUCAGAAUCAUCCUCAUCGGGUACGGAGUCGAGUGAGAAGAAAGAGAAGGCGGAGGCAAAGAGGAGGAAAAUGGAAGAUAAUAUUGAGAGAAGCGCUGCAAUGUUGGCUCAAACGCUGCGGAGCUGCGAGGAGCAAAGGGAGAUCCGACACCAAGAGGUUAUGGAGGUUCAAAAACGUUGCCUUCAAAUCGAAGAAGCGCGCAACCACAUUCACCGCCAAGGCAUUAGCGACAUGGUGGCUGCCAUCGCCAACCUCUCGGCUGAAAUAGAUGAUAGAGAAAGAAGAAGGUCGGAAGGAUAUGAAUGUUCAUACAAUGGAGAAGAGGUGAGAAUGUUGAAACAACAAAAUGAAGCAAUGCAAGCUGAGGUUAUGAAUGUGAAGACUGAGCUUUCCCAACUUAGAGACCAAAUGCCAUCACUCAUGCAAACCAUGAUGCACAAUAUGCUCCACAACAUCCCUCCUCCUCCUCCUCCUUCCAUGGACCCAUCUGGAUCAGGAGGAGAUGCUUAGAAAGGAUUCUCGACCGUUCACGAUUGAUUAUUAAUUUAAAUAAAAUUAUUUUAGUAGAAUUUAUUAUUGUUUCAUGUGGAAUUUAAUGAUUUUGUA